Arctia plantaginis is the source of this 663-nucleotide messenger RNA. The record is from the annotation of a GenBank genome assembly. NCBI's taxonomy places the organism in Eukaryota, Metazoa, Arthropoda, Insecta, Lepidoptera, Erebidae.
AUGGGUGAUUUCAGUUCAUCCGAUUGUUCCUGGAAGAAAAUGGUGAUAGCGAAAGCAAACAACAAAUGGAGCUCUACCAUAAAAUUAGAUCACAGCAAAAUGAACGACCCGGUAAGCGGCAUAGACGUGAAUUCAAAGCAUCAAGAAAUGACUCUUGUAGAUGUCAAACAAGAGCAAGAAGACAGUUGUACAGACGAAAGUUGUGAAACAGAAAUGCCGAUAUCUAUGACACAAGAAGUGGAUCCGCUCGUGCUGUUACAGCCAGCUAAGCGAAGACGUCGAAAGUCAUCGGGAACACCUAAGUGUGAAUCUCCGGCAGGUAAAGCGUCGCGGCUAGCUAAGAUGUCAGCUUACGCUGCGCAUCGUCUAGCAAAUGAAACUCCAGAACAGCGCGCUAAUAGACUUAAACGCAUGUCAGACUAUGCGGCCAAACGACUAGCUGAUGAGACAAGUGAUCAAAGAGCCAAGCGUCUAUCUCGAAUGUCUGCAUAUGCUGCCAAGCGACUAGCUAAUGAAACUCCAGAACAAAGACAAGCCAGAUUGACAAGAAUGUCAGCAUAUGCAGCCAGGCGUCAGGCUAUGAAAAAAAUUGUAGAUGCUAGCUCUAUAGGGUCACCAGAAAAUUUGCAAGUGUAUAAUAAACAUAUGCCAAGCCAAAGCUGA